GGGAUGGAGCCGGGCAGCCCGCGGCCCCCGAGGCCCAGCCCGGGCCUGGGGUCGAGCCUGGACGCCCGGCUGGGCGUGGACACGCGCCUCUGGGCCAAGGUGCUGUUCACCGCGCUCUACGCGCUCAUCUGCGCGCUGGGCGUGGCGGGCAAUGCGCUGUCCGUGCACGUGGUGCUGAAGGCGCGGGCCGGCCGCCCCGGGCGCCUGCGCUACCACGUGCUCAGCCUGGCGCUGGCCGCCCUGCUGCUGCUGCUGGUCAGCGUGCCCAUGGAGCUCUACAACUUCGUGUGGUUCCACUACCCCUGGGUGUUCGGCGACCUGGGCUGCCGCGGCUACUACUUCGUGCGCGAGCUGUGCGCCUACGCCACGGUGCUCAGCGUGGCCAGCCUGAGCGCCGAGCGCUGCCUGGCGGUGUGCCAGCCUUUGCGUGCCCGCCGCCUGCUUACGCCGCGCCGGACCCGGCGCCUGCUGUCGCUCGUCUGGGCGGUCUCAUUCGGCCUCGCCCUGCCCAUGGCGGUCAUCAUGGGGCAGAAGUACGAGCUGGAGACGGCGGGCGGGGAUCCGGAGCCCGCCUCGCGCGUGUGCACCGUGCUAGCGAGUCGCGUGACACUGCAAGUCUUCAUCCAGGUGAAUGUGCUGGUAUCCUUCGUGCUCCCCUUGGCACUAACCGCCUUCCUGACCAGUGUCACCGUGAGCCAUCUGGCGGCCCUCUGCUCCCAGGUGCCCACAGCUUCUGCCCCAGGCAGCUUCGCUACCAGCCAUCUGGAGCUACUGAGCGAGGAGGGUCUGCUCAGCUUCAUUGCAAGGAGGAAGACCCUCUCCCUAGGAGGCCAGGCCAGUCUGGUGAGACACAAGGAUGCGAGCCGGAUCCGCAGCCUCCAGAGCAGCAUCCAGGUUCUGAGAGCCAUCGUGGCUGUGUAUGUCCUCUGCUGGCUGCCGUACCACGUCCGCAGGCUCAUGUUCUGCUACGUCUCCGAGGACAGGUGGACCAACACGCUCUACGAUUUCUACCACUACUUCUACAUGGUGACCAACACGCUUUUCUACGUCAGCUCUGCGGUGACCCCUGUCCUCUACAGUGCCCUGUCCUCCUCCUUCAGAAAACUCUUCCUGGAAGCCCUCAGCUCCCAGUGUCGAGAGCCGCUACCCCUAGAAGCGCCACAGUCCCGCCCUAAUGGGUACAGGUUCCGACUCUGGGGACCACCCAGAAGCUCUGACCUGGAUGACAUACCAGGAUGACAGGUGGAGCCCCAGAGUGUCGGGCAGCUCAGCCACCGGGCAUGGCACUAAGAGUUCAAGCCCGCGGUCAGUGGGGCACGCGCUGACCCAGCUCUGCCGCUUACCUGCCUGGAGCUGUGGGCAAGUCACGGAGCUCCUUCGCCUCAGUUUCCUCAUGUAGGUAAUGGGGGUGGGGAUAGUCCUCCCCUCUCAGUGCUGCCUGAGAUUAACCUGCUUAGCUCAGUGCCUGGUGCCUCAGCACUCAAUAAAUCUUCCCCGGUGUGCAUCUGGCGGUUAUUGUUA
This is a messenger RNA of Tupaia belangeri chinensis (Chinese tree shrew), 1521 nucleotides long. RefSeq names its product neurotensin receptor 2 (gene NTSR2). The record is from RefSeq and is a predicted model, not a curated record. Gene Ontology annotation, molecular function: G protein-coupled neurotensin receptor activity. Gene Ontology annotation, cellular component: plasma membrane. The coding region runs from base 4 to 1239 and encodes 411 amino acids. Gene Ontology annotation, biological process: neuropeptide signaling pathway. The transcript has 4 exons. NCBI's taxonomy places the organism in Eukaryota, Metazoa, Chordata, Mammalia, Scandentia, Tupaiidae.